GUGUGUUAAGUUUCUUACUACAUCUUCCAUACACGCCAAAGUGAAAGGCUCUCCCCCACUCUCUCCUCACACCCGAACCUUUAUAUAUUCAGGUGCAUUAAGGUGCAUUCAGGUAGUACGCUUUGCGCCAACCUAAACAACGUACGAACUAAACGAUGAAUAAACACAAUUACAGAACUUGAUGUCGUGAAAUGAGAUCCUGUCUGUCACAGCAACUGUGAAUCAAACAUCAAACAUGAGCGAGAUAGAGAGCAAAAAUGCACUAUUAAAGCCUAAAUGCAAACAUCCCGAUCAGCCGUAUUCUGCAAAUAGUUGCAACGAAGAUGACAACGAUCACGAUUGGUGGGCGAGCGACAGCGGAUCCAGCACAGGAUCAUAUUACUCGGACACCGACAGUUCAGUGGUUGAAUGGGAAUCCGAGAUUGGACCUACCGGAGAAGUGUUCUACGUGGAGUCAGCGGAGGAGAGCUUGUUCGAGGAUCUUACAGUGUUCGACGGUAAAAAUGACAGUCCUCAACCCGAGCUAACGCGUCGUCGUAGCACGAGAGCCGGCAAGCUGUUUCGGCUUAUCAGACGUAAGGAGAGCAAACGCUGGAGCACGAGGAAUAAAAAGAUCAACAGCAGCAGCACGGUGGCGAGCAGUAUCGUCGUUCAGGAGAAAGAUGCAAGCGGGAGCAAGGAAGUCACAUUUCGAGAUUUUCAAGCAGGUGAGAUUCGUGAGGUUACACUGUGGAUCGAUCCUGAAAGAAGGCACAAGCUGGGCAGAAGGGCGACCUUGUGCGAGGCGUACUUUGGCAUCACACCCGGCGUAUUUUCAGACAAGAUCAGAGUUAUGGUGGCAGGAUUCAUACCGGACGGUGAAGCGAUGAAGAACAAGAGCAUAAAAAUUGGCGACUGGCUGCGGAGCGUUAAUUCCAGUAACGUUACUUCCCAAAAUUUAGAUCAGAUAUUAUCUGAGAUCACCACACCGUCCAACGUAACGUUGGAACUGCAGAGGGUAGCUGGCGUCGAUGUUACCGCAAAGCUGCCCCGAGUAAAUGAGCCGAAACAAUCGGCAUUGGUCCAAUAUUUGGUGAACAAAGAAAACAACAAUCUCCACAUGGAGUCUUUACUGAAUCAUCCGCUGGGUGUGAUAUAUCUGAAGACGGCGGAUCUCUCGGAAAUGGGACAGGAAUUGCAGGGUGUGUUGUACACAUUCCCGCGAUCCGAAACUAAAAACGUGUAUUCCUCUUUGUGCACGGCAAGGGGAGCUUUCAUAACUCUUAACCACCUGUUACCCAGUAUAACAGGCCCGCAACCUGUCAGCACAACUGUCCACAUAGGUGAGGAAGAAAUGCACAUUGUAUACACAUCUCACGAUGAGGAGUUACUUUUGAUAGCUUUACCUGAGAAAUGGUGUACCCUGCAGGAGGCUGUCAAAAUUACCGAAGACGUGGUCAGAACGCUAGAAUUUACUUAUCAAUCGUUGACGAAGUGCUUCACCGCUCCGGAAAAUCAGUCUUCCUUGGAUCACUUUUUCGUACUAAUUAUGCACAGAUUAGUGAAUAUCAAGGAUUCGGGUAACGAUGCCGACGCUAAGAAACAUAUUGCGGCGGAGCCGCAAAACAGCGUGGAAAGCACGGAAAAUUACAAGUUCAGGAGUGCUUUCUCGGUGGCAAGUUUCAUACAGCUGCCCAGGGACGCGCAAAUUCAAAUAGACGCCGCACUGAGUGAGAUGGAAGCUAUGGAUUACCGAGAUUGGAACGAAGACCCUAUGGAUUGUCAGAGACUGUACACCAUACUAGGUAGCUGCGUUUACCACAAAUGCUAUCUCUUGGGGUCCCAUUUACCUCACGAUGACUUGAUCGACGUGCAUUCGUUUCUGAGACACAAUGGCCUAUUGAAUCUGAUGAGUCAGGAACAAGUGAAGUGUCUCGUUCUGUGGAAACAGAUUUAUCCGUCAUCUUGCAAUCGUGGCAACGUCAACGGUAACGACGACGAUCAAUUAUCGAUACCCAAUGGAAAGUGGUUUUUAUUAGUCGUUGCGUACGGACAUGAUUUACUAGCGGUUUUGUUGGAAUCCGGGGGAUGCACCGCGAAUGACGCGAUAGGUCCCGACGUAUUUUACGUGGAAGAAGCCCAAGAGACAUUGAAGCACGUGCAAAAGAUAGGAGUCACGACUUUGGCCACGAAGUGGAUUAUGUCUAAUACCAGACCAGAAGUAAUACCGUACGAGGAGCACACAACGACGAAGCCCUCGUCCAGCAUAACGGAGAACCUGUUCGGCUUGAUAAAAUCGUCCGAUGCACAGGCUGCGGCUUUUAAGCAAAACGUUAAUCCUGCUGUUAACAAGAAGCCGCAAGAACUGCCUUCUAUCUUGAAGAAACGCAGCCUCGAAGAAAGUCCUAUGAUCUCGGGUUCCGUGUAUUCCUUGCAAACGUCUGAGGAUUCGCUCAGCCAAGGAACAGGUGGCAUCAGCGAAAUGAGCGAUGAAGCGAUGCCUAUACUCGGAAGGCGGGCGACAAGAGAAAAGAUCAACUCGGCAUCGAGAUACUCCGAUGACAGUGACUCAGAUAUCGACAUGUACAAGAAUGAUAGCCACGUGCUCGCAUUAGAUAUAUCCAACAUACGGGAGAACUUGUUAAACCAAGCAGAAUAUUUGAUACCGAAGAAGUUAACAGCAGGUGACAAAAAUUAUCUGUAUCAUUAUGUUCACUUAGACAUGGUGGAAGGGAUUAUAUUGUCGUCGAUACCCGUUCAAAAUACGUCGAAGGAUAACAGGAUCCUUGUCAACUUCAACAAAUGCGUACACGUCAUUCACCGAUUAUUACACAAUACGGUGAGAUUUAAAAAAAUGUUGAAUCAGGAUAUGGACAAAACUGUUAUCAAUAGAAGUUUAAUCGCCGUUAAGGAGCACGGUGUGCUGUUUGAGUGGGAGAACACAGCUUUUUGGGUAAUCGGACGCCUUUACACGAGUCCUCAUCCCAAGGAAUUGUAUGUGUGCUAUCAGGAUUCUGCGCCCCAAAAUUUGAUUGAGAUAGCUUUUCAGUUGCACACGUAACAUUUACAUUUUACUUGCACAAACAAACAACAAUUAUACAUUUCCUUCUG
Messenger RNA from Dinoponera quadriceps, 3090 nucleotides. It is a transcript of the gene in, whose product is annotated as protein inturned. Gene Ontology annotation, biological process: nervous system development; cilium assembly; establishment of planar polarity. The coding region runs from base 236 to 3040 and encodes 934 amino acids. Gene Ontology annotation, molecular function: protein binding. The record is from RefSeq and is a predicted model, not a curated record. Gene Ontology annotation, cellular component: cilium; cytoplasm. The transcript has 12 exons. NCBI's taxonomy places the organism in Eukaryota, Metazoa, Arthropoda, Insecta, Hymenoptera, Formicidae.